Messenger RNA from Colletotrichum orchidophilum, 1521 nucleotides. RefSeq lists its product as uncharacterized. The transcript is spliced from 2 exons. The record is from RefSeq and is a predicted model, not a curated record. Lineage: Eukaryota; Fungi; Ascomycota; Sordariomycetes; Glomerellales; Glomerellaceae. The coding region runs from base 1 to 1521 and encodes 506 amino acids.
AUGUCUUCAUCCAACGCUCAGUCCAUGUGGGAGCCGCUGGUCACCUUCACUGUCCAGCUUGCCCCGGUUGAGCAAUACUCAAUGGAGCUGAAGGGCGGUGAGAGCGGCCGUGGUUGGGCUCUUCACAAUCCUGAGACUUAUGCGAGCUGCUCCAAUAAGGAGGAGCGGCAUGAGACAGAGCAGUGCCUGGCGUGUAGCAAUCCUUCCACCCGGAAGUAUCGCUGCCCUUGCAAAGCCGCCAGGUAUUGCUCUGCUGAGUGUCAAGCUGCAGACGACCUACACCCUCGCCUCUGUUUGGGCCGCCAGGCCGCCAAGGCUGUUCCUUCCCAUGGGCUGGCGCUCGAGCAACGCCCCUCAAACAACCAUUAUGUGGCUGCCAUCCUCCCGACGGAUGAUCUCGUCCCAAGGUUUAUCUGGCUUGGGAUCCAUAUGAAUCCGAAGACCGGACAGAUGACCUUCGCCACCGAUCGGAUGGAUUUUGCCAAGUCUGAUGGCAAGUCUGAUGACAAGUCGAGCAACCCAAGCAUCAUCCACAUCGGCCUCAACGCGUUGGACACCCCCAUGAAGAAAGAGCUUGGCCACGGCGUUGAUCUCCUUAAGUUUGGCCCACAUAAUGACACUACCACUCGGAACCUUAACAAAUGCCUCCUCAGUUUCGGCAAGCCGGGCUUUGUGGCCUGCCACUUUGGCCUCAACAUUGUGUGGGCCUACGAUAUCGACGCGAAUGGGGCUUUCAAGUCUCCAAGGGACGUGAGCGUUCGCGACAUCCGCCACGCAAUUGACUGUCACGUGCUCAAUGCAUCCAACCCAGCCAUCUCCCAGCCCAACCGCUUCAUUCUUGCGGGAGGGAUGAUUCGGGCACUGAAGGUCAACGAUUUAUCGGAUAAAUGGAUGGAGGCUCUCGGAGUGAGCCAACAGGUGGAGAAAGUGAUGAUCCCCAAAGAGCACGAGUCUUUCGAGGCCUACCCCGUCAGCCGCCUCUUCCACCUGGGCCUUCGAUGGUACAUACGCACCGCCAUCCCUAUCGGCACCCAACCCACUGGUGAGAUCCAUGAAGAUCACGAAGAAUUGUUGGAUGUCUUCCGAGAGACGGUCAGCAAGCUGAAGCACCCGUCGAGCUUCCAUCUCCUGCAAGUCUGCGGCAAUCAGAUCGAAUCAGCCCAUCUGAAUGCCCUUCUCGAGUACUUGAGGCUGGCCAAGGCUUCCAAUACUCCUGCUUCUGAGAAUGGAUUUCGGAAAUACUGGGAAUAUUUCAAAAGGAAGGAGACUGAUAAAGGCCACCCGCUCGAUGGCAUCCCGUCGCCCUACGAUCUUGAAAACGGCCGUGCGCACGAUGCGAAUUCUGCCGUCCUUGUCAAUAUGCUUCAGGCAUUCAAGUCGUACGAGAAGUUUCUGGAGAACGUCACCGACGCAGAUGACCACGUGGAGGGUGGCCUCAACAAGCCGAAAGCCGAACUCACAGGCCUGCCCGCUCAGCAGAUUAUCGAGAAGCUGUCUGGUAUUCCUACCGAUCAGACUUAG